Sphaerulina musiva SO2202 is the source of this 1815-nucleotide messenger RNA. RefSeq names its product FAD/NAD(P)-binding domain-containing protein. The transcript is spliced from 2 exons. The coding region runs from base 1 to 1815 and encodes 604 amino acids. Gene Ontology annotation, molecular function: N,N-dimethylaniline monooxygenase activity; NADP binding; flavin adenine dinucleotide binding. The record is from RefSeq and is a predicted model, not a curated record. NCBI's taxonomy places the organism in Eukaryota, Fungi, Ascomycota, Dothideomycetes, Mycosphaerellales, Mycosphaerellaceae.
AUGGGCCACGUGGGAGACGUCCGCGAGCUGCCAUUGCAUCUCGAAAGAAACAAUCCGACCGCCGAACGGGAUGGCCAUCUCAUACCCGAGGUCGACGACACAGGCUACCGGAUUCGAGAGCAACCAUAUGGCACUAAACGCGAGGUCAAAGUCAUCUUGAUGGGCGCAGGCGCGUCGACGUUGAACUUUUUGAAAAAAGCAGAGGAGCAAAUGUCCCAUCUCACCAUCACUGUAUACGAAAAGAACCACGAUGUGGGCGGUACGUGGUUGGAGAAUCGCUAUCCGGGCUGUGCUUGCGAUAUACCCAGUGUGAACUACCAGUUCUCCUGGGCUAUCAAAAUCUGGUCACAGUUCUACUCUUCCUCUACCGAGAUCUGGGAGUAUCUCAAAGACUUGUAUACACGGGGAAACUUCAUCGACAAGUAUGUCAAGCUGAAUCACCAGAUCAACCAUGCUGAGUGGAAUGAGGAAAGGGGUAAAUGGGUGAUUAAAGCGAAGAAUCUGAAGACGGGAGAGGAGAUUGACGAUGAGGCCGAAUUCUUCAUUAAUGCCGGCGGAGUACUCAACAACUUCAAGUGGCCUGACAUACCUGGUCUGAAGGACUUCAAGGGAAAACUGAUGCAUUCGGCAGCAUAUGACGAGGGAUAUGACCUCAAAGGCAAAAAGGUCGCUGUGGUGGGCGCCGGUAGUAGUGGAGUUCAGAUUGUGGCGAAGAUUCAGCCCGAUGUCGAGCACUUGUACCACUGGAUCCGCUCUCCAAUAUGGAUCACGGCCGGCUUUGCGCAGACAUGGGCAGGCAAAGAUGGCGCCAAUUUCGAAUACACUCCCGAACAGCUCCAGUAUCUGCAAAAGAAUCCCCACAAGUACCUCGAAUAUCGAAAACAAAUCGAAAAUGAACUCAACCAACGCUUCAAAUUCAUCAUCAAAGGCUCCCAAGAAGCCGCCGAAGCACGCGAAUUCUCCUACGAACAAAUGGCCCGUAAACUCAACCACGACGCUCGCCUCUGCGAUAAAAUUAUCCCCAAAAACUUCAACCCGGGCUGUCGUCGUCCCACUCCUGCGCCCGGCUAUCUCGAAGCCCUCAUAUCCCCCAACGCCACCAUUUUCACCGAUCCCAUCAACACUUUUACCGAAACUGGCUUCAUCGACCACAACGGCACACCUCACACCUGCGACGUCGUCAUCUGCGCCACCGGCUUCGACACCACCUGGCUUCCCCGUUUCCCCUUUCGCGGAAAACAUGGCCAAGACCUCCGCGACAUCUGGACGCCCGAAGCUGGUGUAACCUCCUACCUCUCCAUCGCCAUUCCCCAUUUCCCCAACCACUUCACCUUCUGCGGACCCUACGGCCCUCUCGGCCAUGGCAGUUUUAUGCCUCUGAUUGAACGCUGGACGGCAUACAUGUUUGAUAUGAUUCGCAAAGCGCAAAUUGAAAAUCUCAAAUCUUUCACGCCGAAAGAGGAUGUCGCGAGACAGUUUCGUCGGCAUGCGGAUUUGUUCUUGCAGCGUACCGCGUGGACGAGUGGGUGUCGGAGUUGGUUUAAACAGGGCAAGGAGAUGGGUCAGGCGGCGAUUUGGCCCGGGAGUCGGUUGCAUUUUUUGCAUCUGUUGGAACGGCCUAGGUAUGAGGAUUGGGAGAUUGGGAGGUGGGAUGAGAAUGUUUUUGCUUUUUUGGGAAAUGGGUUUGACACGAGAGAAUUUGAUGGGAGGGAUAUUACGAAUUAUCUUGGUUUGCUCGAGGAAGGCAAAGAUGAGCAGCCUCAGUAUGGCGAGGAGUUGUUGAACAAGCUUGCGGGAUGGGCUAUAGGGAAGUAA